Molecule: messenger RNA, 3075 nt
Organism: Blepharisma stoltei
Lineage: Eukaryota; Ciliophora; Heterotrichea; Heterotrichida; Blepharismidae
Source: the annotation of a GenBank genome assembly
AUGGAAGUCUACGAGGUCGUCAAAAGUAUCGGAAGUGGGAACUUUGGCCAAGUUUACCUAGUCAGACAUAAGUAUGAAGGCCGAAAUUACGUGGUCAAGAAGAUAAAGACCAGGGACAUGAACGACAAAGACAGAGAAAACACAGAGCAAGAGGUCAGGCUCCUCCAAAAGCUGAGGCACGCCAACAUUGUCGCUUAUAAAGACUCAUAUAUAGAUAGAGAACAGUAUCUCUGCAUUGUAAUGGUUUACUGCGAAGGUGGGGAUAUUUAUUUGAAAAUAAAAGACGCUAAAGGCAAGAAAUUCAGUGAAGCCCAAAUUUUAGAAUGGAUCGCUCAAAUUCUUUUAGCUUUAUUAUACCUACAUGAGAGGAAAAUUCUCCACAGAGACCUAAAAACCCAAAAUAUCUUUAUAAAGAACGGAAAAAUCAGGCUAGGCGAUUUUGGGAUCGCAAAAGUCCUUGAUGGCACCAAAGAUUUUGCGAAUACUUGCAUAGGGACUCCUUAUUAUAUGUCUCCAGAGCUGUUUAAAAAUAAGCCGUAUUCGUAUAAAAGCGACGUCUGGGCUUUUGGCUGUGUUAUUUAUGAGAUGAUGAACUUAAGGCACGCUUUUGACGCACAAAGCUUGAAUGGGCUUGCUAUGAAGAUUUUAAAAGGAAGCUACCCGCCUACCUCGCCAUUUUACUCCAAAGGCCUCCGUGACAUUGUCACCAAAAUGCUUUCAGUGAACCCUAGCCAAAGGCCUACACUUAUAGACUUAUUAAACGGUUUCUUCACACGAGGUCUACUCCAUAAAGACUAUUUUUUUUUGGCCUAAUUUUUUUUUGGCCUAAUUUUUUUUGGCCUAUUUUUUUUUGGCCUAUUUUUUUUUGGCCUAUUAUUUUUUGGCCUAUUUUUUUUUGGCCUAUUUUUUUUUGGCCUAUUGUUUUUUAGCCUAUUUUUUUUUGGCCGAUUUUUUUUUGGCCUAUUUUUUUUUGGCCUAUUUUUUUUUGGCCUAUUUCUUUCUGGCCUAUUUUUUUUUGGCCUAUUUUUUUUUGGCCUAUUUUUUUGGGCCAUUUUUUAGCUAUUUUUUACUAAUAUUUGAGCCUAAUUUCAUACUAAUGAUUUUAAUAUAAUUUUUAAUGCAUUUUAAACGAUUUUAUCAACAUAAAAUACACCUUUAACAGAUCUCUUACUCCAUGAAUGCUAAUUCAUUACUUUUUAAAUUUCGAGAAUUUUAAAUUUAAUUGGGAUUUUUCCACUUAAUUUACUCAAUAUUAAUCGUGUAAGGAAAUACAUCCGUUACCCAAUAAUUAUUUAGUCUCUCAGCAGCUUCAUGAAUUAUCCUCGACAGAAAAAUAGACCAAAAAAAAUAGGCCAAAAAAAAAUAGGCCAAAAAAAAAUAGGCCAAAAAAAAAUAGGCCAAAAAAAAUAGGCCAAAAAAAAAUAGGUUAAAAAAUAAUAGGCCAAAAAAAAAUUAGGCUAAAAAAAAAUAGGCCAAAAAAAAUAUAGGCCAAAAAAAAAAUAGGCCAAAAAAAAUAGGCCAAAAAAAAAUAGGCCAAAAAAAAAAUAGGCCAAAAAAAAAUAGGCCCAAAAAAAAAUAGGCCAAAAAAAAAAUAUGCCAAAAAAAAAAUAGGCCAAAAAAAAAUAGGCCAAAAAAAAAUAGGCCAAAAAAAAUUAGGCCAAAAACAAAAAUAGUCGUUAUGGAGUAGACCUCGUGUGAAGACACGUUAUUAAACACACCCUUAAUCAGACGUCACGUCGUCAUUUAUUUGCGUGACUGCUUAACUCCAACCACAGAGCCUAAAGACCUAGACGAUAUCAAUGUAGAUUCCCUCAAAGACCAAGCUGAAAGAUACGGAUUAAUGCCACUAAUAAACGGAGAGUCCAAAAUGCCUCAGCCUAUUCAAAGGAGUGAGCAGCAAAUUGAAGCCAAACUAAAAAAAGAAGAAGAAGAAAAGCAAGAAAUGGAAGUUUUACUAUCAAAAUUAACAGCCCAGAAAAAAGAAAUAAAGUCAAAAUUAAAGCAAAAUAUCAACAAAGUGAAGCAGCAAGAGACAGAAAAAGCAAAUGAGCUGGAAAAGCAGCAAAAACAAAAGCAGGUGGACGCAGAAAAACGAAGAGAUGCCCAAUUGCAAGAAAAAAGGAAAAAAGCUAAGGCUUAUAAUAAAAGAGUAGAAGACAACAGUAAAUCUGAAGAAGACAAAAGACAAGAAGAGUCUACAACGGCAAGAGACAGAGUAAUUGCAGAAAAAGAAAAAAGGAGAAAAGAAGAAGAGGACAGAAAAUAUGCAGAGCUUAUGCAGAUACACCAGCAGAAUCAGUAUAACAGACAGGUCGCAGUUGAAAUGCACCAGGCGCAGUUCAGGACUUCUUCUAUAUUACAGUCAGCUCUUACUUAUGAAAAAGUCGCCCCAAAUCUUACAGAAGAAGAACUAAAAGAAGUGGCAGAGUAUGAAGAAGAGUCGACUGAAGCACAAACUGAUGAAGAAGAGCUUAAAAAGCUUGAAGAACUUAGGCUUAUUAAUCAGCAAGUUAAUGACACAAUAGAAAGAAUCCAAGUAAAAACGAUAAGGAUCGAAGAAAUGAGAGAAAGCUUGAGGUUUUCGAAGUCUGGGAUGUCAGGGUUCGAGCCUGAUCCACCUGAUGAGGUUGAAGAAAUUAAUGAAGAAAACAGCCCAGAGGUAAAUUAUGGAGAAUUAGAAGCUGUAGAAGAACUAGAAGAGGAAGAAGCCAAAGAAGAGCUCCCAUCGUGACAUUCAAAGCUUAUUCCUUCAAUUAAUAGCGAGCGCUUUUUAUUAAUUUUUGUAUAGUGAAUAAAAAUACGAUUUUUAAGCCAAAAAUUAAUUGCUCAGAACUUUUUUAUUACCAAUAGGCUAGAGAAAAAUUAAAGCUUCUCCAACAGUAAUUUCUAUUUAGUAAGUGUGAAGCUGGAAUUGGCCACCAACUCUAUGAAAGAAGCUUGAAUUUGCUUAAAGAAAUGUCUGGGCAUAAUAACGACGCUAUAAGGAGCGCUUUAAUUGAACUGCUAGGCAUCAACAAUAUUGGGUACUGGGUCAUUCUUGACCAGAUAAUAGUCAUUGAAAGCUCUUUAACCUAA